This is a messenger RNA of Chinchilla lanigera (long-tailed chinchilla), 4794 nucleotides long. RefSeq names its product coxsackie virus and adenovirus receptor (gene Cxadr). The record is from RefSeq and is a predicted model, not a curated record. Gene Ontology annotation, biological process: homotypic cell-cell adhesion. Gene Ontology annotation, molecular function: cell adhesion molecule binding. Gene Ontology annotation, cellular component: bicellular tight junction; intercalated disc; basolateral plasma membrane. Lineage: Eukaryota; Metazoa; Chordata; Mammalia; Rodentia; Chinchillidae.
AUCUCACUAGAAGUUUGAGUAUCACUCCUCCCGAUCAGAUGAUGAUUGAAAAAGCCAAAGGGGAAACUGCCUAUCUUCCAUGCAAAUUUACUAUUGGUCCUGAUGACCAGGGACCACUGGACAUUGAAUGGCUGCUAUCACCAGCUGAUAAUCAGAAGGUGGAUCAAGUGAUUAUUUUAUAUUCUGGAGACAAAAUUUAUGAUAACUACCAUGAAGCUCUGAAAGGACGAGUACAUUUUACAAGUAACGAUCUCAAAUCUGGUGAUGCAUCAAUAAAUGUAACAAAUUUGCAGUUGUCGGAUAUUGGCACAUACCAGUGCAAAGUGAAGAAAGCUCCUGGUGUUGCAAAUAAGAAAGUUUUGCUGACAGUUCUUGAAAUGACUUCACCUGUUAUAACUGUACGAAACGCCACUUCCGAGUACUCGGGGACAUACAGCUGUACGGUGCAGAACAGAGUGGGCUCUGAUCAGUGCCUGCUGCGUCUUGAUGUUGUUCCCCCUUCCAAUAGAGCUGGGACAAUUGCAGGAGCUAUCAUAGGAAUUUUGCUUGCUCUUGUGAUCAUUGGUCUUAUCAUCUUUUGCUGUCAUAAAAAGCGCAGAGAAGAAAAAUAUGAAAAGGAAGUUCACCAUGAUAUAAGAGAAGACGUUCCUCCUCCAAAGAGCCGGACAUCCACUGCCAGAAGCUACAUUGGCAGCAAUCAUUCAUCCCUGGGAUCCAUGUCUCCUUCCAACAUGGAGGGAUACUCAAAGACUCAGUAUAACCAAGUACCAAGUGAAGACUUUGAACGUGCUCCCCAGAGCCCAACUCUCCCGCCCGCUAAGGUAGCUGCCCCUAACCUAAGCCGAAUGGGAGCGGUUCCUGUGAUGAUUCCGGCACAGAGCAAGGACGGGUCUAUAGUAUAGAGCCUCGGAACUUCCCUGCUUUGUUCUUUGUGUGUCUUUUCUCCUCUUGAUGUAUGAAAAUCUAUUCAGGUUUAAAUCUUGUGAAUAGCCUCAAAAGAUAUGAAAAGAAGUUAACUAGAAACUGUUAAAAAUUAUGCUUCACAAAGUUUUAUUUGGUUAUCUUGAAACAAAAGACACUGGAGAUAGUAAAGACAUUUACCAUCUUGAAGAGGCUGGUUUUAAAGAUGACUAUUAAUUUACCUGAGUACGAUAUAGCACUUUGUACAUGGAAUCAUAGGUGAGGAGCUCUGUGAAUUUACACAAGUUGGUUACUUGAAUCAUCUGAAAGUGAUACUUUAUAAUGUCUAUCAUUAUUUUUAAGAUGUGUGUCUCAUUUAUUUAUGAUCCAACAGGGUCCCCAAGAUCAGCUAAGAAACAUACAUAGCAAAAAGACUUCAAUAUGUUUGUACUUGUUUUAAUAGCCUCUUUGAAACUCAGUUUGGAGUAUCUAACAAGACACUAAUAACAAAACACUACAAUGUUUUAGAAAUGACUGUUUUUACUUCCAGGUCAUUCAUAAACUAUGAAAUGAUUUCUUGAGAACUGAAUUUCUUUAAUCACCAAAGGGACAUAGUAGACUUUCAUAUGCUAAAGGAGCAUUUGUUAGAUUUAAUUAGAACAUUUGCCUCAGCUAUGUAUACAGAUGACACCAUAGGUGCAGUAGUGGAAAUAGAUUAUUUGACAGGUGAUCUGGUGCCUUGAGGCCUGUGGUGGUCUGUGGAAGAAGGGCCAGCUAGAUCCAGGAUACACAGUUCCCAAGUAAACACUUUAGGCUCUCCACUUUAGGUUAUAUUUCUCUAAAAAGAAAAUGUUAUAAUCCAGUUAUUAUGCGAUGAAUACAGAUGAGAAUUUCCUAAUUAUUGAUUCUAAAUUUAAAGUGUAUGUGUUUUCAUUCUUGCUUAAGGUUUUUUUUUUUUAUGAUAUUGUGUAUUUUAUGUUCUCAAAAUAUGUAAACCUAAACUUACCCUUUGAAUGCAGAUUGUGGAGGAUAUUUUCAUCAUAGAUUCAGUGAUCAAAUACAUUUUAUAAAAAUAAGUGUCCUCCAUCAAUUCUAUAUUGCAGACUGGGGAGGAUGUACAGUUGCCGUUGUGUGGCCAAACAUGUUUGUGUAGUUCCAGCAGAUCAGGUUGAGCUUUGAAAAAGUUUGAGUCUUAGUUUUGUGGAAGUGAUUUCUUCUUUAAAAAAAAGAAAGCAAAAGGAGUAAAGAAAAUACUCCUACCUGCCAAAUGUGUUUUAGUAGAAGAAAGUGGAUUUAUUGUAUUUCCCUUAAGAUGAUGAGGGAGUGUGGAUAUAGUAGAAUAAGCCAUCAGUUUCUUUAUAGUAAAUAAGGUCUGUAAUAAAUUAUUUGAUUAGCUGUAAAACCAUUUCCCUAGAUUUUUGUAGGGAGUUGGUUUCUGUUAUCUCUCUGGGUGCUGUGGUGGUAAAUGCAACAUUAUUAAUUAAUGUUGGCAUGCAUUGACAAUUAGAGUGUUGUGUACACUUUUUAAUGGUAAAUCUAAGCUGAAUGUGUAAUGAAUUAGUGUACAGUUUUACAUAUUAGGAAGCAUUUUUUAAGUAGGUUUUCAACCUCACAUAAAGUUACUUUUUAUACUUGUGUUAACAUUUUCAUCUGUGCCUUUCUGGAUAAUUUAAUUUCUAUUAUGACUUUCUGGUGCCUAUGAGCUAGCUAUCACCUAUGGGAAAGGUGCUUAGGGGUGAAGGUACUGUUUCUAAAAACGCAUCACUGUGACAUUCUCUAUCCUCAUACUUUCAACCUUGCCUGCUCCUGUCUCUUCUGUGUUUAUGUAACUUAAGUGGCAGUUCUUCAUAAGGAUUUAAGCACUAACAUCCCAAUGCUCCGUUUCUAAUUUUAUAACAGUAGCUAUUUUUGAAUACUAAACAUUUGGCCUGUUUUUAAGAUAUUGCAAGAGUAAAAUAGAACACAAAUUUGAAUAGCAAAACUGUUUUGGUGUAUCCUAUUUCUGAUUUUGUUAUUGAUCUAAGUAGAAAUUAGUAUAGGAUGAACAUAUGUAAGAUUUUGCUUUCCUUAGGCUUCAUAUUUAUCUAAGGUUUGAUUAUAAGUAAAUCAGUCUUUCAGAAAGUAUUGCAGUUAGUAUUCAUAAUCCACUAUAAUCUGGAAAUCAAGCUUAUAAAAGAUGACUUGGGUAAUCUGAGCAGACCUAUUGGGUGUGAUUGGUAUUAGAGAACAUAGUUUAGUUUUAGGCUUCUGUCUCCAGUUGCUCUUAUUAUAAAUUUCAGUUGACUCACAGGUCAUUUAGUACUAAUAAUUCCCCAAAUAAUUCUCACUGAUAAUUUUAGGAGAAACAGAUUACCUAUUUUAGAAUUACUACUGCAAAUGGUAAAUAGUUAAUGCAAACUUACUAGAACAUCUCAGUGAGAGCCAGUAAUAAGAGUCAAGGAAAGUAUUUCAUCUUCAAAGCAAAACUGUUUGAUUCUACUGUAUAUCUGAGAAAUCUGAUAUCAUUUAAAGUUGCAUAAGAUAACUUGAAGGGAAGUGAUCCUGUGAAUUACAGUUUUGUGCUUUGAGUUUAGAAUAGUUUACAGUGCUUUUCUUCAUAUUUUCCUGUUAGAAAGCUCUCUUACCAAAGUCCCCACUGAUUACACUGAUCAGUGUUUCUGGACAAAUUAUUCUUUUUAAAUUUGAACUAUUUACCAAGGAUUUAUGACAUUGGAGAUACAGUGUGUCUUAGGGGAAAGUGAGUUAAUAAAACCCAAGUCAUCAUGAAUAGAGAUUAUGGAUAUAAAGGAAUAUUUGAUUUUUAUUAAGAAGAUAAGAAAUUUACAAUUAAAUCCUGGAAUUUUGGAUCAAAUAAAAGGUUAAACAUCUUGAUUAAAUAUAAGAAUUCAUUGCAUGAAGUUGGCUACCAAAUUCUGUAAUACAUGGCUUAUAAAAAUAACUAUUCUCAGUCUGUUUUUGUGUGCAUGUUGCAUGUAAAUUUAAAGUUACGUGCAUGUUUAUAGUUUGUUCUAAUUUGCAUUUCAGCAGUGUGUAGGGUUUGGAUGCCUUAUUCCAGUAUGAACAGAAAAAAUCCUUAUUUUAUGUGUUUGAUUCUUGAUAUGUCACAUAUGGUGUAGUGUGCAGAAAAUGUUGGCACAAUUUGAACUUUUCAGUGGCUUGUGACAUUACAUAUUAUAUAUAUAUGUACAUAUAUCUUUAUGACGUUCCUGUGUUUAGUAAUGUAAAUGUUCUGGGCAAGUUUUAAUAUUUCAGAUGCCUUUUGGAUAGUCCAGCAAUAAAGGCAACAUGCUCUGCAAUAGAAUUUUUUGUUUGCCUACUUCAACACUAAAAUAGUCCAUAAGUGUCCACAAACUCCUUUUAUAAAUGUUACAGAGCAGGGAAGAAUAAUAAAUGUGUGAAUUGUGGUUUUUUUUACGGGGGUGGAGAGGCUGGAAGGCUGACCAUUUACCUUAUGGAUAGUAACACUAGCCUCUUAAAAUCAAUUUUUAUACAAUAUCCUAUUUUGUAAUUUAAGAAUUAGUGAAUAUGAGUUGGUUUUGUUUUGAUCACAGACAUUAAUAUUUCCAUCAAAGAAGGACUUUGUGGUGUUUUCUGCUAACUUGUUUAAUUAUGCAAGUAUUAAAACCACAAUUCACUGAUUCACUCAUUUUUAUCCCUGUGAAUUUUAGUGAUAAAUACACUUGCACUACUGAGAAAAAUAUUUUGACACUUCACAUUUGCAAAAUGGAGUAUUGACAGUGUCAGUUUCAGAUUUUGUAUUUAAAAUUUCUGGCUUACAUAUCCAAUGGUGCGGAUUUUGAAAUUUGUAAGAACAAAUUUGUUUAAAAAAACAAAAACUUGCUCUUAGUUUUGUGACCUUGUGUACUUUUGAAAUAAAAUCAAAAGGUUCUCUGC